GGGCUCGUAGUGUGUGGGCGUAUAUUUGGGCUUAUUUUGCUGGAGAGACUCACUUUGCAAUGGAUAGAGACUCGUUUCAGGUUAGAGACAGGUUUCCUGGUGUCACAAUGACAUUAGACGCCAGUAUGACUCAUGGACUCAGGGGUAGAAGCAAUACCGACUCUUGCCUCCAACAGCUACUGGACCCGAUCGAAUUAUCUCGUUUACCGCCAGCAGUCGCUCAUGUACCUAAAGAAGACUGGAAAGCUUACGUGCACUCCAAGAAAGUGAAUAACUAUCUAGUAGGAGCUACGCUAGGCGAAGGAUCCUUUGCUAAAGUCAAAGAAGCUUUCCAUGUGCUGGUUGGUGAGAAGAUCGCCUUGAAGAUCAUUGACAAGAAGAAAGCAAUGAAAGAUUCUUAUGUAGCCAAAAACUUCAAAAGAGAAGCACGUCUUCUGCAAAAGCUACGCCAUCCAAACAUUGUCCAGCUCUACGAAGUGAUUGAAACAGAGAACAAUUACUACCUCAUUACUGAACUCUGUUCAGGUGGUGAAUUAAUGAAGCACAUAUACAAGCAUGGUAAACUCUCAGAGGAUGAAACAAGACGAUAUGUGAGACAAAUUGUCUCUGCUGUAGAUCAUCUUCACAAAGCUGGGCUGAUUCACAGAGAUCUAAAAGUAGAGAAUCUGUUACUAGAUGGCAACAUGGAUCUUAAGCUAAUAGAUUUUGGUCUCAGUAAUGAGGAGUUUAUUGUGGAUGAAACUGGUAGAGAGAUACACUGUCGUACACAGUGUGGUAGCCCAGCCUAUGCUGCACCUGAGCUACUAGGCCAAAAGCAAUACGACCGUGCAGUAGACAUCUGGAGCAUUGGUGUCAAUAUGUACGCAAUGCUCACAGGUUGUCUACCAUUUACGGUCGAGCCCUUCAACAUCACAGCCCUACACGCCAAGAUGCUCCAGAACAAGAUGAAUCCAAUUCCAGACCAUAUAUCAGCUAAUGCCACAGACCUUUUGAGGAGAAUGUUAACAGCAAGUCCUGACAAGCGCAUAACAAUGGAUGAGCUAAUAGCUCACCCAUGGCUCAGUGAAGGGCAUGCACUUCCAUUUCAGCCUGCACCUUAUCCCAAUGUGAUGACCCAGUCUCAAAUUAACAAUGACAUUGUGGAUCACAUAACUGAUGUGCUUAAACUUGGGACUGCGAUGGAGAUCAAGCAAGACCUAAUUACAAACCGAGCUACCUCCCUUUAUGCUAUUUAUAAUUUACUUGCAUCGAGAUUAGCACGAUACGAGAAGCAGUUCCCUUCGAAGGCUCCAGUUCGUCCACGCCGGAGAUCAUUUAAAAAAAAGAUUUCAAAAGACCAAGGGUUUUAUGAUGAAGACGACUCAGAUGUAUCUUCAACUUGUACAGCUCCAGUCAAAUUAAGGAAGGACGUCAAAAAAACUACAUCAGCAGGUUCAGGGACAGGGCAUUCCAGGAGACCCAUUUCGGAAGAUUUUUCCGAUUAUCAUGUGCCAAUGUCUCAAAGAGAUGGUAGGAGAUUGAGUGACAUCCUUGAAGAGAGAAGGGGCUCUGUACCAGCUGAUUUAAUGAAGAUCGAGUUGGAAAAAAUGCAUAAAGAAAAGAGCCAAGCCGUCCCACAAGACACUAAAAGUAGAUUUCCGAGAAGCCCUGUUCGUUAUUCUCACCCUCAACCUUCUCAACCCCUCCCUCCUGCUUAUACCAACAAACACUAUCACAAUCCAUCACCGUUACCCAGUGAACAAUAUGAAAUUGAUACAAGAACAAAAAGACCCACGACUCAUUCUGGAUCAAAAGAAAUGGUACCGCCACCAACUGGUGCAUGGCAGUCUAACCCUCCAUCCAGAUCAGGAUCAAGAGCCAGCAUGUACAGUAAACUACCGAGCCUCAAUCAGAGCAUGCAGUCUGUUGAUCUGGACUCGUAUGACAACAUAGAGUUCCAUGAUGUUGGGAGCGGUACGAUAAGCCCCAUUGGUAGGGCUAAGUUUUUUAUGGAAGAUAGUGACAAUGGGAGUCCAGCUGCAACAACACCUGUCAACAGUGGAAACCCUGCCAUGAGACAGAGACGAACAGCCUCAAUGAGAAGCAGAAAAAAUGGCAUCGUUCCACCGAGUGGGGACUACAGCUUCAAAACAGAGCUCCCCACUAGUGCUAUAAUGAGUGAGUUAAUACAAGUGACACAGGACAUGAGGAUGAAGAAAGCAGAGCCCUUAUCUCGAACAGAGAUGCGCUGUCGUCAUCACUCUAUCGACAUGAGUAUCAGCAUAAGAAAGAAGUCGGUUCAUGACUGCACUGUUCAUUUUGAGUGGCUGUCUGGUGGAAGCUAUCAGACUUUUAGUGAGACUUGUUCUGAUAUUAUCAGCAGAUCGAAAAUGUGAAAUAUUUGUCACUAAUAUUUUUUGUAAUUUAAUAUUAUUUUGUGAUUUAAUAUUUUUGUGUAUCAAUGUGUAUAACUAUUGUUAGUAAAUGAAUGUGAUUGGAA
Molecule: messenger RNA, 2479 nt
Organism: Amphimedon queenslandica
Lineage: Eukaryota; Metazoa; Porifera; Demospongiae; Haplosclerida; Niphatidae
Product: hormonally up-regulated neu tumor-associated kinase homolog
Exons: 9
Coding region: 60-2375 (771 amino acids)
Biological process (GO): intracellular signal transduction; protein phosphorylation
Cellular component (GO): cytoplasm
Molecular function (GO): protein serine/threonine kinase activity; ATP binding
Source: RefSeq, a predicted model, not a curated record